CUCCAGCAGCCGCCGCCGCUGCACGAGCGUCUCUUCAGCCGCCUCCUGCAGCGGCCCCUCUCCUUGAGCCCGCGGCUGCGAGCGGGGCGAAGCCCGCGGUGCCUGCCGACCCCGCCGCCAGCCUUGUCCCGCUAGGGAAACACCCAGCAGGGCCGCAGCUCUGCAAGGUUCCCCCCUCCCCCCAAAAUAACCCCCCCCCCCGGAGCCGCGAGCUUUGCAGAAGCGGACACCAUUUUGUGGCUAGCGGCUUCCUGACUGGGCGAGCCGAGGACUGCUGCAUACGGAAGGGCUCUCGCCCGGCGCCAGGGGAACCUGUUGGGCACCGCCACAGGAGCGCUCGCAGCCCAGCCCAGCUGCGGCACUUUGCACUGGAACGGGGGCUUGCGGCAGCCUCGCUGCAAUUCGCCCGGCUGCAGCAGUAGCAGCAGCAGCCGCCGUCCCUGAGAGGAGGAGGGAAUUUGGACCUGGUGCUGCAACAGCAACCGCCCCCCGGGGUGGUGUAGGAGCCCGGGGUUUGCACCGUGUGCAUCGCCGUCUCUGGGCGGAGAACGAGAUCUGGACCUUUGCUGCAGCAGGAGGAGGUGAAAGCUGGGGUGGUCCCCCCCCCGCGGUAGGAUAGGACCAUGCUGCGCUCGAUGCAACUCCCCUGCCCUCCUCUCCGCUGAGCCUGGCCGUGUUGGGGCGAGGAUGGAUACUUGCCUGCUUGUUCUCACUUCUCACGAAAGUAAGCCUGCUGUAAAUGGAGGAGGACAUUGAUACCCGCAAGAUAAACAACAGUUUCCUGCGCGACCACAGCUAUGCAACAGAAGCUGACAUUAUCUCUACAGUAGAAUUCAACCACACAGGAGAAUUACUAGCGACAGGGGACAAGGGGGGUCGGGUUGUAAUAUUUCAACGUGAGCAGGAGAGUAAAAAUCAGCCCCAUCGUAGGGGAGAAUACAAUGUUUACAGCACGUUCCAGAGCCAUGAACCCGAGUUCGAUUACCUGAAGAGUUUAGAGAUCGAGGAGAAGAUCAAUAAAAUACGAUGGCUCCCGCAGCAAAAUGCAGCCUACUUCCUUCUCUCCACCAAUGAUAAAACUGUGAAGCUAUGGAAAGUUAGUGAACGAGAUAAAAGACCAGAGGGCUAUAAUCUUAAAGAUGAAGAUGGCCGCCUCCGAGACCCCUCCAUGAUUACAAUGCUACGGGUCCCUGUACUAAGGCCCAUGGAUCUAAUGGUGGAGGCUACUCCCCGAAGAGUAUUUGCCAAUGCGCACACAUAUCACAUCAACUCCAUAUCCGUAAACAGUGACUAUGAAACCUACAUGUCAGCUGAUGACCUGAGGAUAAACUUAUGGAACUUUGAAAUAACCAAUCAAAGUUUUAAUAUCGUAGAUAUAAAGCCAGCCAACAUGGAGGAGCUAACGGAGGUGAUCACUGCGGCAGAAUUCCAUCCACACCACUGCAACACCUUUGUGUACAGUAGCAGCAAAGGGACAAUAAGGCUAUGUGACAUGCGGGCAUCUGCCCUUUGUGACCGACACUCCAAAUUUUUUGAAGAGCCUGAAGACCCAAGUAACAGAUCAUUUUUUUCUGAGAUCAUCUCCUCAAUUUCUGAUGUUAAAUUCAGUCACAGUGGAAGGUAUAUCAUGACCAGGGACUAUCUCACCGUCAAAGUAUGGGACCUGAACAUGGAGAACAGGCCUAUUGAGACAUACCAGGUACACGAUUACCUCCGAAGCAAGCUGUGCUCGCUCUAUGAGAAUGACUGCAUCUUCGAUAAAUUUGAAUGUGUGUGGAAUGGGUCUGACAGUGUCAUAAUGACUGGCUCCUACAACAAUUUCUUCAGAAUGUUUGACCGCAACACCAAGCGUGAUGUAACCCUGGAGGCCUCUAGGGAAAACAGCAAACCUCGGGCCAUACUCAAGCCCCGCAAAGUGUGUGUUGGGGGCAAACGGAGGAAAGAUGAAAUUAGCGUGGACAGUCUGGACUUCAGCAAAAAGAUCUUGCAUACAGCUUGGCAUCCUUCAGAAAAUAUCAUUGCAGUAGCUGCAACAAAUAACCUGUAUAUAUUCCAGGACAAGGUUAACUAGGAGGACAAGUUAUUCUUUAGGAAUCUCAUGUACAGAAUAUUAGUAAACAAGUUUUAAAAUGUUUUUCUUUUCCCUACUCCCUGUUCAUUUGUUUAAUUAUUCCUCUGCAGAUAAUGUGUAGAGGCAUGCAAACAGAUUCCAAUAUCCCCUACCUCCCACUCACCUUAAAGCAAUGGGUUGGCAAACUCAGUAGGUACUGGUAUCAUGGUUUUGUUUAUUUAUUUUAUUUUAUUUUUUUUAAAGAAUUGAGAGCUAACAGAUGUAAUGAUCCCUUCAAUAGCUGGCUUGGAUUUCUGAUGCUUUUAUUACAUCCAGUACUCUUUGGUGGUUCCUAGUGUUGUUUGGUUCUAGACGUCUGCUGGUUUAAAUUGAGGUUAUUACUGUAGUAUGGUAUUUAAAAAUGCAAUUAAGGUCAGAAAAGAAGGUGUGUGUGUGUGUGUGUGUUUUGUUUCUAAUUAAGCAAUUCCAGGGUUCUUUUAGUAUCAUUUUGAGAUAUUCCACUUGCAGAAUGAUGUUGCCCUUGCCAAUGUUUUUUUUAAAUUUGCCUUUUUUCUCCUACAUUUCUCUUCUCUCUUUCCCCUCCCACCCCCUGUGGAGACAGCGAAACCAAACAUAAAAUGGAAAGAUCAGAUUUGCAGUGGACAGGUUUAAGAUUGGUGGGGAGGGGGAGGUAGGAGGGAAAGAUCAACUGUACACUCUAAUCAAGGCUGCUACCUUCCUUCUUCGCAUCCCACAGAAACUCUUAAGGAUUUGGCUCUAGAUACUGUGGUGCCUUUUUUGGUAUAUGACAUACCUUUAUAAAUAAUGCUUCCAAAAUGCAUCUAUUGCAAAUCAAAAUUAAUCUGGGCUUUUCAUCUGCAUUUCCUGUGUUUUGCUUUGGUCAUUUUUAAUUGUUCUGUUUUACUCUCUUGCAUGUUAUGACUGAGUCUCGCUCUUCCUUUUUUU
Mauremys reevesii (Reeves's turtle) is the source of this 3016-nucleotide messenger RNA. RefSeq names its product protein phosphatase 2 regulatory subunit Bbeta (gene PPP2R2B). Gene Ontology annotation, molecular function: protein binding; protein phosphatase regulator activity. The record is from RefSeq and is a predicted model, not a curated record. Gene Ontology annotation, cellular component: protein phosphatase type 2A complex; cytosol. Gene Ontology annotation, biological process: peptidyl-serine dephosphorylation. The transcript is spliced from 9 exons. The coding region runs from base 740 to 2071 and encodes 443 amino acids. NCBI's taxonomy places the organism in Eukaryota, Metazoa, Chordata, Testudines, Geoemydidae.